Messenger RNA from Monopterus albus (swamp eel), 768 nucleotides. Its product is annotated as interferon a3-like. Gene Ontology annotation, biological process: defense response. NCBI's taxonomy places the organism in Eukaryota, Metazoa, Chordata, Actinopteri, Synbranchiformes, Synbranchidae. Gene Ontology annotation, molecular function: cytokine receptor binding. Gene Ontology annotation, cellular component: extracellular region. The record is from RefSeq and is a predicted model, not a curated record. The transcript is spliced from 6 exons. Bases 1 to 768 code for a protein of 255 amino acids.
AUGGUCAUCUGCACUGGCCUAGUCCUCAUCCUCUGCACCGUCCUGACUCCUGCUCUCUGCCGUGAUUGUCUCAGUCACUAUGGUCACUACAGCAACAUCUCUCUGACGCUCAUUCACAACAUGGGCGGUCCAAUGACUCAAGAGGAUGGUCCAGUUCCCUUCCCAGAAAAACUCUAUCGUCACAUACGAAAGGCUGAGGUGGAGACCCAGCUGAUUUUCAUCAGAGACAGUCUGAUGGAGAUCGCCAGUCUCUAUCGUCAUGGCAACUGGUCCUCCGUUACCUGGGAUGCCAUCAAGACCACCGGCUUCUUGAGCUCCAUCCACAGACAGAUUGACGAACUCAACAAGUGUGUGUUGACUAAGAAGUCUGCAGGCAGCAAAGUGAGCAACUACUACAGGAGACUGCAUAGGUUUACUCUGGACAGCACAGUAAGUACAAGGACUGUUGAAGUACUGCUCUAUCGUCAUGGCAACUGGUCCUCCGUUACCUGGGAUGCCAUCAAGACCACCGGCUUCUUGAGCUCCAUCCACAGACAGAUUGACGAACUCAACAAGUGUGUGUUGACUAAGAAGUCUGCAGGCAGCAAAGUGAGCAACUACUACAGGAGACUGCAUAGGUUUACUCUGGACAGCACAGGUGGCAGUACUGCAUGCUGGGAGUGGCUCAGGAAACAAACUCAGCUGCACCUGGACCAGCUGGACCUGCUGGUGAACUCCCUGAGAGCUGCCGCCAGGAGGCGCUCUGCACCGACUCCACAUCAGCACUGA